Pyrenophora tritici-repentis Pt-1C-BFP is the source of this 1740-nucleotide messenger RNA. RefSeq lists its product as uncharacterized. The record is from RefSeq and is a predicted model, not a curated record. NCBI's taxonomy places the organism in Eukaryota, Fungi, Ascomycota, Dothideomycetes, Pleosporales, Pleosporaceae.
AUGCCCCCGCUUCACGAGCUCAAAGAACCCUGGAGCCUACACACACUUGAUUACACCAUCAAAAUCUACGACAUGGACAGGAGUCUGGUUCCAUGUCACGACUCCUUUCGCUACGAUAGAAGGGAGAAUGGCUUACUCUACAAGCUGCUGGAUGAAACAAAGGACGAAUUCCGACUGCUCUCCCUAGCACCCAAUGCAGACCCGGAUAGCGCUAUCACGUGUCGCCUUUUCACAGCCAACCUGGCCGAGGUACCAUCGUAUACGGCAUUGUCAUACGUUUGGGGUGAUCCCACUAUCACAAAGCCUAUUUUCGUCAAUGACAUUGAGGUUCAAGUUACUGUCAACCUUGAGGCGGCGUUGCGGCGCAUUCGUGAAGUCCAUGAGACAGUCAUCAUAUGGGUGGAUGCCUUAUGUAUCAAUCAAAGCGAUGUAUAUGAAAGAAACGCUCAGGUUACCAGAAUGAGAGAGCUCUACUCUAAGGCACGAUUAGUCUACGCAUGGCUCGGUGAAGAUACCGAUGGAACGGUCGAGGCUGUCUUCCAACACAUGUCUGAGGUCAGCAGUCACUUCGGGAGCCAAAUUGAGGAAAUGGAUAACUUCUUCGAAGAGGUCCUGGAAUAUGUAGAGAGCCACCUGGGUCAAAAAGCUAGAAAGAGUAUCUUCGAAAGCUAUCGCACUGGUGCCCUGAGUGUAUCUGAGGCUCUUUGGGAAGACAUUGAUCAUUUCGUGUGCCGACCUUACUGGCAGCGGAUAUGGAUUCAACAAGAGCUUCUACUUCCACCUAAAGUCUUGCUGCUUUGUGGAAAUACCGAGUUUACGGCAUAUUACAAUGCAGCCGAUUCAUACGUUCUAUGGUAUAAGGCGAAGAUCGCCUUUACAAGUAACCCUGGAAUCCUCCAGACGUACGGGUGGAUCAUCGACACUGUCAAAACGGUGACCCCAUUUGAUAAUUCGAAAGACAGCCUCACGGCUAACUCCAUAAUUGCCUGGACCUUCCUACAGAACAAUAUUGGAACAACAAACCCUGCGGGGAUAUCUUUCCUGCAGGCAUUUUGCCGUAACAUCUUUGACUUUAGAGAACAACGUGACUUUUUGGCUCCCACAUCACUCCUCAAGAUACGAAGCUUUUUGCAUUGGGUAUUGAAGAUGGGCGCAGAAAACCAUCACCCGCAGCACGAUAGCUCCGUAAUGAGCCAUCCACGGUAUGAUGAUUUUCUCAAACAGCAUGGGCUUGAGAAUCUCUUUGAGUCUUUAGAGCCUCUACCCGACAAGAUCUUACUAAGCCUCUUAUUUGCAAAGUACACUGGAGCUAUCGAUCACUUGAUCGAGCCGUACAGGGGAGCUAAGGACCACAACUCCUUCUUGAACAUGACAGCACAGCAACGCAUGGCAGCUUUUUGGGGGUGUCUCAAGCUAUCAGUCGAAUUCUUAGCGGAUGUAGAAUGGCGUGUUGAUAUUGCAUCAUAUCAUGAUAUUCCUUUCAAAAAACAGCUGUCAAAAUUGUUUGAGCAGUCCUUGAUUGUGACUCGACAAGGCUACAUUGGCCUUGCGACGCGAGAUGCGUCAGUAGGUGAUAGCAUAUGUUUAGUUAGGGGCUGCGAUCAUCCUACUGUGAUACGAUCGUUCGGCCAAUCGUACGAAGUAGUCGGACAUAGUUUCAUCGCUGGAUUGAUGGAUAACGAGCUGUUCGAGAACAAGAACUUGACCGAGAAAAACGAACAGAUGUUAGAAUUUGUCUGA